AUGGGCUCAGUCCAGCAUGGAGAAGAGGCUCUCCUGGGCCCUUUGCCGGCCCAGGGCCUCGACGGACCCCGUGAAGGUGCCAGGGUUGAUCUUGCCCGUGAGCGUGGGCGAGUCAUUUUUAUUAAAUUUGGAUUCAUGGCCCUGCUGUUUGUCUGCGCUCUCUGGGCCAUGGCCAUACUCUAUCUCAGUCUUCCCGGACUAACUGAAGAAGCGCGGGCUGAGCUGGAGUCUGUAAUCCCGACUUCAUUCUCGGAUUUAGGUUGUCUGCGAGACAUUAAAACACUGAGAAAGCUCUGUGCUGCAAUUGGCGUGUACAGGCAGCAGCACCCUGUCGCUCUGGCGUUGUUGCUCUCCUACGUUUAUCUUCUUUACCAGGCAUUCCCCCUCUUUAUGUUCCCCUUUUCUGGCCUUGCGAUGGCUGUCACUCUGCUUUUGGGCGCGCUGUACAGUCCACUAGUGGCCUUUAGUUUGGCUUCUGCGCUGUCCGCUAUAGGGCCGAGCCUGUCAUACUUCCUCUUUAAGGCUGCAGGGAAACCCCUCGUGGUGCGGCUCUUCCCGAACCAGCUGCACCGCAUGCGUCAACUGAUACAUCCCGGGGAAAGCAGCAGUGCCUGUGGCAGUGGCUGCAGCGACGUGACCAGCAGCAGCAGCAACGCUUCCAACGACAAGAGCAGCAGCGCCGCGGUACAGUUGAAGCAGAAGACACAGACAAGUGCAGAGCUACAAGGACAGCAUCAGCAGCAACGGGAACAGCGGCAGCAGCAUCUCCAACCGCGGCAACACCGACCGCGGGGUGCGUGGGAUACGGAGCUGGAUCUGAUGCUGACUGUUCUAUUCCUCAGAGUAUCUCCGUUCCCCAAUCUCGUCAUCAAUGCUGCUUCGCCUGUACUUGACGUUCCAUUCGGGGCCUUUUUCGUUGCGACAUGGCUGGUCUCAAUGGGCUCCGCGUUGGGAAGCCUUGACUCCCUUAGCUCGGGCUGGAGGCCACUGGCGGUGUUUGUUUUUGGGGCGUUUGCUGUUGUGCUGCUGAAGACAGCUCUGCGGAAGCUGAGGCCUUCUCACUUGGCCGAGCAGGACGCGCCCACUGUCUCCUAA
Eimeria necatrix is the source of this 1095-nucleotide messenger RNA. RefSeq names its product SNARE associated Golgi protein family domain-containing protein, putative. The record is from RefSeq and is a predicted model, not a curated record. The coding region runs from base 1 to 1095 and encodes 364 amino acids. NCBI's taxonomy places the organism in Eukaryota, Apicomplexa, Conoidasida, Eucoccidiorida, Eimeriidae. The transcript has 7 exons.